AUGUAUGUACAUGCAUAUGGUACUAUACCAGAGAUUACAAAGAGGAUAGAGUUUUUAGGUGGUAUUAAAGUAUCAUCAAAUUGGAUGAUAUCAUGUGCACUGUAUCUAGAGAGAAUACCAGAAGGAACACAAGUACAAGCACGUGAAUUUUAUCUAUUGUCAUUUGAUGAAGAACAAAAGAAAAGUUAUAUAGUCACUCAAAACAAUGUAUCAGAGGUUGAUCGAGACAUUGUAUCAAUACUUGAAAAAACAAAUAGCUAUAAAAAGAGACAAGUAACAGAGGUUUAUGGAGUUAAAUAUGAAAUUGGUGAUUUCACUGUAAAGUUUGGACCUAUUACAUUGAGAGCAGAGACAAGAGGUAUAUUGGUGGAAGUUGAAUAUUGUGCAUCAUUGGUUACGACUGCAUCUCCUUUUAAUUCCUCAAAAUUACUAUCAGAAUUUAUCAAUAACAAUCUACUCAAUAAUCUAUCUUCAUCCAAUACACCAACACUCAUGUCACCUACCAUGGCACAAGGAGUAGGUGUAUCACCUCAACAACAACAACAACAACAAACUGAACAGAUACAGACAUCAUAUGAUUUUAGUCAAUACCAAGUAUUGACAUCAAAAUACUCUGAUGCUCAUACAAGUUGUCAAUAUGUAAAUUUCUUUAAAAAUAUCCUUAAACAAUAA
Messenger RNA from Cavenderia fasciculata, 672 nucleotides. It is a transcript of the gene med20, whose product is annotated as putative mediator complex subunit 20. Gene Ontology annotation, biological process: regulation of transcription by RNA polymerase II. Gene Ontology annotation, cellular component: mediator complex. The record is from RefSeq and is a predicted model, not a curated record. The coding region runs from base 1 to 672 and encodes 223 amino acids. The transcript is spliced from 3 exons. Lineage: Eukaryota; Evosea; Eumycetozoa; Acytosteliales; Cavenderiaceae. Gene Ontology annotation, molecular function: transcription coactivator activity.